UGUAACAGAAUACAUACAGGAAGUAAACAAAGUACCUUCUUGAUUACUUUUUCAGGUCGUCUAGUUGUGUUCAAUACAGUUUUAAAAUUUCUUGCCCUUUAUGCACGUUUUGUUGCCAUCAUAGCUGUGGUGUGGGUGGAAAAGUCAAACCAGAAAUGAGCAGAUCUGACCGUAAGCUGCUUUGCAUGUUGUCAAUUGACUAUAAAUUGCAGCAGUCGUUGACUCAGCGGAACAAGCUACAUAAUUCAGGUAAGAGACUUGCGUGUUGCUGUAUCGAGCAACAGAUCUUCGCUGAAUAUCAAUAUUUUUGUAAGUCACUUAUGCCAGCUAUUCAGUAACAGUGCUUCCGUAGUUUUUAAAUGAAUCUUGUUUAAUAUGGUCUCUUAUUAAAUAAGGUGUAAGAAAAAUGGAACUUUAACUUCUUUUUUAAUAUCAUUCAGAUAUUUUCAGGUAUUAUUCAUCAGUCUUAAAAUAGCACAUCUUGUUUCCUUGGAUUUUACUUUCAUCUGAAGAUUGGUGAGUCUCUAGUCUAAAAGGAAAAUGAUCCUAACACUUGCGUUUUGCACUUUGUGCAGAUAGUGAGGCAGCAGAUAAUUGUUUUGUGUGAUGCUAUUAUGCAGCAGAAGAGUCAGUACUAAGCAAUAAAUACUACAAGUAUUCCUUCUUGAGGGGUUGUGGUGGUUUUCAUUUCUUGCUCUGUAGUGUUGUUUUGUUAUAAAGUGUUUUUUGCUAUGUAACAGACUUUUUUCCUCAUACAAUGUUUUAAGUUGUUAGCAGUAGAUAGUUUUUAGACAAUAACCCAACCUGUGGAAGCAGAAAAGAGAGAGAUGAUUGUCUACUAGUUUCAUUUUAUAAAGAGUGUAUAUAUUCGCCUCUGAUGUUCUGCAUGUAUAUUAAUGUAAAAUAGAUGUGUUCAUGCUUUCAGCCUACGUACAGAAGUAUCAAUUUAAGACCCAUGUGACUCUCUUCUGUCUAGAAGCAUGCUGUAAAUGAAUUAUUAUUAGGAUUUUUGUUGUGAGACCUAUUUGCAUUAGAAAAAGAGAUGACACUGAAUACAGAGGCUUUUUGAUAGAAUGCCAUGUGAGGAAAGGUCUGUACUGAGUAAAAAUUCUCUCUGUAUUAAAUGUAGCAGGUAUGAAAUCAUUAGAAAAUGUUAAAAUAUGUUCUUAUAAAGGAUUAAGAGGAUCCCAUUUGUGCUAUGGAACCAUGGUCUGAACAUUGGAAGCUUUGCAAGGUUUUUGUGAGUAUGUAAUCUAGAUGUUUCUAGUAACCUAGCGUAAUGUUCAGGUGUAGUUCCCAUUUUUAAGGGUGUACUAUCACCUCAGUGUGUUAGACAGCAAUGGGUGGGUGUGGAAGUGGAUGGUAAGAGUGUUUUUAGGUGGAUUCUUUGUAGGCGAGUAUUGCUUGCAAUCCGUGAGGAUGGUUCACAGUAAUUCUUUAAAAAUUAAUUAUUUAAAAUUUAUUUUCAAUUAGCUAUUAGGUGAUGAUCGUUACAGUUAUGCUGCUCUUUAGCUGUUUGAAUAAUGAUACUGGGAAGGCAUUAUAAUGUGGCUUCCUAUAAAACACUGCAAGAUUAACUUUCUAGUAAAAGUAUAAGGUUGAUUUGAGUAGUUGCACCUGCUGUAAUGCGGCUCUGAAGAGAGGGUGUGUGGUUUUAGUAGGCCAGUCUUAGUUUCUAGCAGUGUAUCAACCACUAUGUGCAGUCCCUUCUUAGUAAAAUAAUUUAUAAUUGGAAAAAUACUAUGAGGACAUGCAUUUGUUUUCCUUGAAUAAAUUGAUUCUUUCAUAAUCUUCUAUCAGUAGGAUUGUAUUUGUUUCAUAUCUGUGUUAAAUAUGCAGGUGAAUGCAGAAGCAGUAUGAGGGCCCAAGGAAAUGUCAAGUUAAGCAGAAAUUAAUCGUCUCAACAUUUUGUGAAACUUUUGAUGUAGAAUGGAUUUAAUACUUGGCAGGCAUAGAAUUAAUAUUGAGAUCCAUUCCCUGCACAAGUUCUCUAUCUAAUUAAGAUAGUGUAGUGAAUGAGACAUCAAAUUAAUAGAGAGAAAAAGUAAUUUGUCUUUAUUAAGGCUUUUUGGUAUGAACAGGGAGCCUGUUACUGGAACAGUAGGUUUAAUUUUUUUUCAGUGAGGAGAAGGAGGUGGAGAGAUUGCCGCGGAUGUUGACCUGCUUUUUGUUGUCUGUAGAGGUGUACAUGUUGGAGGAUUCAGAGCAAACUAUACCUAUGUGGGGUACAUAAAGAUAGAUAAUUUCUAAAGCUGAGGUGAAAGGAGGCUGCUGUUUCCUUUAGUAAACUUUAGUGGUUUUAUUUUCAUAAAAUCUAUCAUUUUUUUUUAAAUCAGUGUUGCUGACUUACACCUUCUUUCAUUUUCAAAUGGGACAUUGUCUGCUCUAUGUAACAAUCUUCCAAGACUAUUCUGAAAUGUCAGAAAUGCAUUAGAAGUUUCUCCUGGAAAAUGCCAGUAAUGCCAAGUGUUGCUAAGUCCAGGUGAGUUUUUUCUCCUGUUCAGUAUAACUUGUUAAAACUAUUAUGUGAUUACGCAUUUCCAGGUUAAAUGCAGAGCCUGAUGGAUGGCAGAAGCUGCUGUGACCUCAUGAGCAAGUUGUCUGUCUGUGCUGAGACUCAGCGCGUACAACUGGCCAGACCUUUCUGCGCUGACCCGGUGGUCACGUUGCACACGUACCCAGAGACACCAAACCAGGCCACUUGCCCUGAAGAUUUGUCGUUCCUUCCUUUCGUGUCUGAGCAUCUCGUCGCAGAGAACUUCUACAGUGAGCCCUGCACCUUUCCCUACCAAAUGUCCCAUUCUAAUUACCACAGAAGUGAGUGCUCCUAUGGGCCAGCUUUCAUCAGAAAGAGGAAUGAGAGGGAAAGACAGAGGGUUAAAUGUGUCAAUGAAGGCUACGCUAAGCUGCGGCAUCACCUGCCAAAGGAAUAUGUGGAGAAGCGGCUCAGCAAAGUAGAGACGCUCCGUGCUGCAAUAAAAUACAUUAGCUACCUACAGUCUGUUCUGUACAAUGAUUCUGUGGUGGCAGAAAAAAAUGUCCUGGAGCCAAACCAAGUGCCAAAAGCAUUUAAUAAAACCAGUUCUGGUGAGGUCAGGGUGUCCCGUCCUGGUAGCAGCGCCGGUGACAACCUCCUUAGCAACGAGGAAACACUGGCACAAACGGCUCCAGCGGGCAAGAUUUCUGCCUUGGGACUAAAUCCAAAUCGACCAGACGUAGUAUUUUCGGUUGUUGGUAGCUGCUUUUGCAAGAUGUCUCAUUCGGCUCCGGAUCACAGAUUCUGCAGCACAAUUCCAGCUCUGGACAAGUUCUCGUGCUCCAGUGUCAGCCCCUGCUGCAGGAGCUCUUCUGUGGUGCGUCCCGCCUGGAUCGCCAAGGCCCGAGCCCCCCAAAGGUGCCAAUGGCUUAGCUGCUGCCUCCCCUCCCCUGGCCUCGCAUGGGAAAGGCUGAGCGCAUCGGGGAGAUCAGUGGGCUUAGACAGCAAUGUCCCCGUGCUGGUGAGAGGGGAACAAGAUGGAUUUUAUUAUCGCGGUACAGUAAAAGAGGAGACAGAGAGUGACAGAGGCACAUUCCUGGUAGAAUUUGCCAAACCACCUGUGUCACGUGGAAGGCAUCCAGUGCAAAAAACAGGAAAGGAUGACAUCGUGGAAUACGUGAACGGGAUGAAGCACUCCUUGCUCCCUGGAGACAAAGUGCUGGCACCCUGGGAGCCAGAUAUGGCCAGAUACGGCCCAGGAACUGUCCUCACAGGAAUUGAGACAAGGGACCCUUUACGAGCCUCAGAAGAUGAAGAAAUUACCGUCCAGUUCUGGAAUGACAAGAAAGUGAAGCUCCCACGUGGUGUGGCUCUGUGGAUCCCUCCUAGCCUGUGGGAGAGGGUUACAGAGAUGAUCCAUACGCCCUUCACCAGCAGGAUGAAGCCUGGAGACAGUCUGGACACUAACUCUUGUAUUUUUUCCUGCAGUCCUAAACCAGCCCUGGCUCCUGUUUGUGCUGUACAUCCCCUUGCCAAGCACUGCUUGCCCUGCUCACCCUGCUGGCCACGUUUCCACUGUCUCUGUGAUGGUGUAUGCUGUUUGUCAGCACAUGUAAGGUGCCUCUGCUGCUGCCAUCCCCAUUUUGGUGCCUGGUGGCCUCUUCCAUCCAGGUCUCUGCUCUUUCAGAGCAAAACUGAAGAAACAGAGUCCAGCAGUGAGCGCUCUCCACACCUUCUAGAACUGGAAGGUCCAAAACAAAAAGAACCAGCAGCUGUGGCAGCAUCUCCCCCCUCUUCUGAUUCAGAGUGGGAUCUGGAGCCCUUCCCCACUAAAAGUGCUGUGGUGGACAGUGCUGUUAACAGUGGCUCUGGUUGUCUUGAGAAGCCCAGGCUAAAGGGUUCUGCAAGACCAGAGGAUAAAUACUGGAGAAGGAGCCGCUACAAGUCCCAUCUCAGUAAUGCAGGACCUGGUACUCGCAGCAGCAUUUGUAGAAAGGACAAGUCGGAAUCCAAAGCUGUCUCUGUUGUGGACAUGUCCCAUGUUACCCCGACUAAUCAGUGGGCGAUGUUUGAAACCAUUGGGCAGUCUCCUGGAGGGCAACUCACAGUGAAAGAAAUCCCAGGAGACCAAGAUUUUAAGCCAUCAUUGGGGGCAAGGAAGAAGGUUUUGCAGUAUCAAAAAACCAAAGAUAUAAAAUGGCAAGAAAGAAAACAGUCAGAUGAGAAACGUAAAGCCACCUGCAUAGAAGAUUACAAAGUUGACAAUACAGACCAUGUUAGAAGAGGACAGACGGAAAAAAACAGCAAAGAGCUCGCAUGCAACAAAGCAGAGAGAGACAUGAUCAAUGAGAAUUCAAUAAAUGUACAACUGAUGAAGUUCAGGAGCUGAAAUUUCAGGUAAACUGCUUAUAAUGUAACAGCGUUACAUUUAUUAAACAAAUCAAGUUCUAAUUUAGGUACCAUAGCUGUAGAAAAUCUUUAUGGAUGACUGUAUAAUUUUAAUAACUGAAAAAGUCUAUUUCUACCCAAAUCAAAUUUCAGCAUCCUCAUUCUCUACUCCAAGGUGUCAUAUUAAGUUCCUAAUUAUUUGGAGUUGACUUUACAAUUAUGGAGAGAUCAGAUAAACUGGUAGGAACACUAAAAGCCUGAACAGAUGCAGAACAAGGGUCUAAUAAACCUCAGUUUGCCUCCAGUUCUCUGGAGUCAGCCAGAGAAAUUCAGUGUAGCAAUUUAUUUUUGUAGAAUGCCAGAAGGAACUGAGAAACAAUACAAGCUGACAGCUGAAAGUACUUUUUCAGAAUUAAAGCAAAAAAGAAAGUAGCCAGAGGGUAAAAGACCUGCUACUGUAGAUACAGACAACAAAAUGCUCAGAAAUCCAGCAUUCAAGAUACUGAAUUUUAUAUUCCCAUGAAAAUUAACUAAAACCUUAAUACCAUCAGCCACAAAAAGAUUAUAGAUAUAUAUAGGUCAUGUCAGUAAUACCAGCCAUGAAAUCAGAUGCUUCAGGAGAGUUAAGCAUCCAGGGAGUCUCGUUAGUGGAACUGCUCAUGGUUUAAAGCACAUGAGCACGGGUGCAUGGGGCAGCGUGCAGUUGGUCAGCAGGACGUUUCCCCUGCAGCAAACGGGAUAAUUCAGGGCAUGCUACCACCUCCUGAAAAAGGCAGCCAGCUGGCGCUUAACCAAGGUAAGAGCCUGCAAAGAGACAGGACCCAGAGUGUCAAUGGUUCAUGUGCCUAUACUGAUCAUCUGACACGUGUUCGAGUACUUUCUUGAGUUGGGAUCCUACAUAGUGAAUUUCAUUUGUAUUUUUUUCUUUAUCAGAACAAUAAAAGUACAGACAGGAGAGAUGCAUUGUGAGCCAGCUGCUCUAAAAUCAGGGCCAGCCCACAGGAGCUAAUAUACAUCCAUAUUCAUACCACGUGGAUCAUGCUGUCUGUGGUCAAGAAUGUGACAUGGAUAUUCUGUCUGAGGACAAUAUAAAAGAAGCUCUCACCACAAUG
This is a messenger RNA of Columba livia (rock pigeon), 5976 nucleotides long. RefSeq lists its product as uncharacterized. The transcript is spliced from 8 exons. Bases 2550 to 4865 code for a protein of 771 amino acids. Lineage: Eukaryota; Metazoa; Chordata; Aves; Columbiformes; Columbidae. The record is from RefSeq and is a predicted model, not a curated record. Gene Ontology annotation, molecular function: protein dimerization activity.